This is a messenger RNA of Triticum urartu, 2416 nucleotides long. Lineage: Eukaryota; Viridiplantae; Streptophyta; Magnoliopsida; Poales; Poaceae. The record is from RefSeq and is a predicted model, not a curated record.
AUACAGCAACUUCUAGGUGUUCGACAUUCACGAUACAACAAGUUGGCUACACUGAAACCCACUGAAGCGCAGAGAUUUUUGUUGCCUGUUUCUGAAUGUGAAUUUAGCAUUACAUCUGCAAUAGAGGACCUGAGUUCUAUGUCUGCUUGCCCACGGGGGCAUCGCCCAUUAAGGGCUACUGGCGCUGCUAUUUCCACAGCUGUUGCUCUUCUGGAAAGUUGCUGCUCACCUUACACUGGUGGCCGAAUCAUGGUUUUUACAUCUGGUCCCACGACAGUGGGUCCAGGACUUGUGGUGGAAACCGAUCUCGGGAAGGCAAUUCGUUCGCAUCGUGACAUUUUCAAUGGCAAUGUGCCUCUUGUUGAAAAAGCCCAGGAUUUCUAUAAGAAGGUUGCCAAGAGAUUGACAGACAGUGCAUUAGUUCUUGAUCUUUUGGCUUGCUCUCUUGAUCAGAUUGGAGCUGCAGAGCUUAGGUAUCCAGUUGAAGUGUCUGGGGGCUUAAUGGUGCUUACAGAGUCAUUUGAGUCUGAACAGUUCAAAAGCUGUUUAAGGCAAACCUUCAAGCGUGAGGGUACUGAUUACCUUAACAUGAACUUUAAUGCAACGAUUGAGGUAGUGACAUCAAAGGAGGUCAAGAUUUGUGGUGCCCUUGGUCCUUGCAUCUCCCUUCACAGACAAAACAGCUCGGUUAGUCAUAAAGAAAUUGGUGAGGGUGGGACAAAUUAUUGGAGAAUGAGUACAUUGAACAGCAAAACCUGUAUUGCUUUCUUCUUCCGAGCUGAUUGUAGCCGUGAUACCGAUCCCCCAACUGUCUUCUUUAUUCAGUUCAUGACAAGAUACCGGCAUGGUGAUGGUAGCAAUCGCCUAAGGGUAACGACUGUUGCGAGAAGAUGGGCUGGACCUCGAUCUCCAGAAAUUGCUGCAGGGUUUGAUCAGGAAGCUGCUGCAGCAGUUAUGGCCAGGCUUGCUGUUCACAGAGCAGAGACAUACCAUGUUAGAGAUGUAAUACGAUGGCUUGACAAGAUGCUUAUUCGCUUCACUGCUAAGUUCGGAAACUAUGUCCCUGAAGAUCCAUCUACAUUUCGCUUGUCCACUAAUUUCUCCCUGUAUCCGCAGUUCAUGUACUACCUGCGAAGGUCACAGUUCAUUGAUGUUGGCAACAGCUCUCCUGAUGAAACUGCUUUCUUCCGGUUGAUGUUGAAUAGGGAGGGAGUUGUGGGAUCCCUGAUCAUGAUCCAGCCAACUUUAUUCCAGUACUCAUUUGAUGGACCACCUAUCCCUGUGCUGCUAGAUGUCAGCUCCAUCUCUCCUGAUGUCAUUUUGCUAUUUGAUUCGUACUUCUAUAUAGUGAUUCAUUAUGGCUCGAAGAUUGCUCAGUGGAGGAAACUUGGCUAUCAUAAAGACCCAAAUCAUGAGAACUUACGGAAGCUGCUUGAAGCACCAGAAGUUGAUGCAGAGGCACUAUUGGCAGACCGUUUUCCAGUGCCAAAACUCAUAAAAUGUGAUCAGCAUGGGAGCCAGGCCAGGUUUUUACUAGCCCGAUUGAAUCCAUCUGUGACACAGAAAUCACAGCUUUCUGAAGGAUCUGAAGUCAUAUUCACCGACGAUGUUUGUCUGCAAGUUUUUAUUGAACACUUGCAGGAGUUGGCUGUUCAGGGUUAGCGACGCAUGGACCUGCCCAUGGUUCCGCUAUCUCAGUUGGGCCCAUCUCAGAUCCUGAAGAUACGGCUUUCUGAUAGAUGGAAUGUCAUAUUCACGGGUGGUGUUUACUUGCAAGUUUUAUUGAACGCUUGCAGUAACUGGCUGUACAGGAUGAACGAGUCCAUGUGGAAUUAGUUACAUGUUAUUUGUGGCCGUAUGUUAUCUUGAAAAUAUUGCCAGAGCUCUACUGCCUGGAGGAAUGAGAUCUCCUUGAUUUGUACAUUUGCUCCAGCUCCAGUUUGAUGUUCUGAUGCCGACGGUGACGGAUCUUACCAGUUGCGGUGAAGGUGCUGAACAUCUUCUGCAGAGCAAUGGAGAGGUCCUUGUAGGUGUUGUACAUCUUGAGAUCCACCUUGCGCAGGUAGGGCGCGCCGUCCAUGCUCACCUUGACAAAGUGGGAGCCGUUGGCACCAGCAGCAGCGGCAGCAGCAGGCUGCUGCUUCUCGGUCUCCUCCUCCUUCUUGAUCUUCACCGACUGGACGGUCAUGGCGUUCCUGCGGUACGACCGGACUGGUGGCCAACCCACGGCCUGUGCCCUGGUCGACGCAUAACAAGCGAAAUUAGCCACAAAUUUUACAUUUACCACUUGCAAAUCAGUUCGUAACAUAAUCUAGUUCCAAGUCCAACCCACUGGUGCUGUAAAAACAAAUAAGAUUCUCCAUUGCAAUUGUAGCUGGAGGUUCCAUCCAUCUCGAUCACGCACGUUACUAUAUUC